Cladophialophora immunda is the source of this 1846-nucleotide messenger RNA. RefSeq lists its product as uncharacterized. The transcript is spliced from 4 exons. The record is from RefSeq and is a predicted model, not a curated record. NCBI's taxonomy places the organism in Eukaryota, Fungi, Ascomycota, Eurotiomycetes, Chaetothyriales, Herpotrichiellaceae. Bases 58 to 1809 code for a protein of 583 amino acids.
GUGAAAAGGAGCGCGUCCCUGUAGUGCGCAGGGAAACUCUCUCUCGUCAGUCCCGCGAUGGCAAUGGAGAAAACCAGCGUGCAACAAAUUGAUUUGGAAGAGCAAGUUGGACAGAAGAAGAAAGGGCAGAAAACUUCGAUCAGCAUCCUAGACCCCGCAAUAUACAUCUCCAGGAGUCGCAAGGGUCUGGACGAUAUAAAAGACGACAAGAAUAUCAGCAACCUCGGAGCCGAAAAUAAGCCAGAGUGCGACUGCCUUCACUUUAGGGCUAGUUUCACACUUGAGGUCGAGAUUCGAGGCUUCGAGCACACUUCUCAACCGUACAAGAAAUUCUUUGACUCCAUCUCCAUCCGCUACCUAUACAAAAAGCAGGAGCACCAUUUGUGGUAUCCCGAGAGGGAUGAGUCUGCGGAGGCCGAAGUCAGUAAUGAAACUACAAAAUCCACGAGCAUCAAUGUUGGCAUAGCUAUGACUGGAAACAUACCAACCCCGGCUCCGGAAGUCCACGUGCAAAAAGACCGCAAACUGACUGUCACCCGCAGCAUGCGAAGUUGGCGCAAAGGGGUAUCUAUGGAGCAGCUGAAGGCUGAUAAGGUUCAGAGGUUAUCAAACGAUUCCGUCCAAGUCGUGUCCUCCGACGGACGUCCUGCAAGGCGCAGUUGCCCAAGGAACAGCACAGAGUACGCAGAGUCCGUGCAUUGGGACUACCAAGUCGAAUUGCAGAGGCACUGCUGGGUUCCCGAGAUAUAUGAGAGCGUCGCAAUCCCAAUAACGGUUGAGCGAAUCGUCAAGAUACCCUGGGACGAGGAGACACCUCGUCACAAGUUAAUCCCGAAAGGAUCGGAACCGCUCAGCGACGAUUAUCUGGACUGUCUCAUGCAUUUCGACUUCCAAAUCAGGACAAAACUGCGGGUCAUGACUCCUCGUUGCCCAAUUUUCAUCAACUACAGCAAACCCGCCGAAUACCGAUAUGAGUCCGAUACAGGCGAGCGUUUGCCGUCGGACCACUAUUCAGUCUGCUUGUUCGGCAACUGUACAAGACAAUACUUGCCUAAGGAGCCGACUAUCGACUUUAACAAAGCCGUAAAAGAGUUUUACAAGGCGACAGAAGGGGACGCGACACACAAUCUGGUUUUCCUGCCGUGCGACCUAGUUCUAGAGGAGGACAUCUUGUAUCCUGCGAGAAUGGCUGCUUUCGAAAAGCGGCGUGGACUUAGACAUGAUCAGCGCAAGAUGAGGGAUGUGAGGCUGGACGGGAGACGCAAAGGACUGAUAAAAGAGGUUGAACGCUUACGAGAGCUGUAUGCACAGCUACACCGAGAGCAGGAAACCCUGCUACGUUUCCCAAUUUCAACAUCUGAUGAAACCAUGGGAUCGGCGGUGCCGAAUGGCCAGUCGCUCCCUCAGCGCAUCGAGGCCGUUACGCGAGAAUGGAACGAAGCAAAGCACAAACUUGCGGAAUUCGAAGACCACUUACGAUUAGUCCACGAGCAGGACGAAAAGAGUGAUGCUGAAGAGGAGCCACGGCCAGCGGCGAUCAAACAGACACCUAAGCCACCCAGACCAAAUGAAGUGCUCGAGGAGCGUCCCGAGCGGCCUCCCCCUCACGAAUUCGUGGAGACCUGGUCCACUUCAGGUCCUGGAGAGGUGCUAGUGGACAGGCCCGUCCGGAGGCAAGAGGUUCAUUUUGGACCUUCUAUCGUGGUGGAGCCUGCGAGGAGGUUUGUGGCAGUAAGAAGACGGUGCAGGGGAGUAGGAAAGCCUUCUUCUCGGCCUUCUCCGGGUCCGUCUUCAUGGCUAUUUAGUUGAUCGAUCCGUCCCUAGGUAGUGAAUGAAGCGUGUCUCA